This is a messenger RNA of Sphenostylis stenocarpa, 1800 nucleotides long. Lineage: Eukaryota; Viridiplantae; Streptophyta; Magnoliopsida; Fabales; Fabaceae. The record is from the annotation of a GenBank genome assembly.
AUGGCCAACGAAAGCGGUGAAUUACUACCAGUGACCCCAGAAGUGUCUAUGUCACCUGGGGUUGAAAAACGAAGGCAUUUAGCUGACAAAGCUAGUUCUGGAACCAGUGUUGAAAAAAUCGUUCCCAAUUAUCUCAGAGCUUCAGCUGGUUCUUGUCAUGAUUUUUGCAAAUAUGGGAAGAAAGAUGCAUUUGAAUUGAAGGAAAGACGCUCUAUACCUGAUAGAGCUACGAGAAAACAGCUUCGCCACAGUUUUGAAGGUAGUGUUGGUGAGACGAUGAUAUCAGUUGCUAGUCUCAGUGUAGAUUCCAAGUUGACCAAGAUGCCAACAUGCAAACUCAAAGAAUCAGUUGAUUCCAAGAUGAUUUCUGAUACAUCUGACACUUGUAUGCAGAAACUGCCAACAAAAUCAUUUGACAGCCAAAAGGAAUCAGGGAAUGAAGUUCGUGUGAACACGAGAAAAUCAUCAUUGGCCAAGGUUCAACCAUUACUCCUGAAGUGCCAUACAUCUCCGUCAAUAAGACAAGAAAUUUCUUCAAUUAAGGAGGUCCAGUCCCCAUACAAGUCUGCUUCAAGAAAGGUGGCAACUCCAUCUAGAUUAACUUCCAGGAAGGUGGAAGCUCCAUCAAAGUCAACCACCAAUAAGAAGGACUCUCCAUUAAAACCUACUUCUAGUGAGAUGGGGAAUCCAUCAAAACCAGUCUCCAAGGUCAAAACUUCAUCAAAACCAACUUCCAAUGUGGUGAAAACUUCAUCACGGUUAUCUUCUCUCCAAGGUAAAGAAGCAAAGUCGUCUGUAAAACGCUCGACUUCUUUAAAUUUAAGCAGCGUUAGAAAGAAGCAAAUAUCUUCUAUGAAUUCCACAGAUAAUGAUGGUGGCCAAAGAUAUAAUAAUAUCAAGAUGGAAAAAGGGGCUACCUCCUUCAAAGCAAGUUCAAUAAAAAAACUGAUGGCACCUCAGAAGGCUUUAUUAUCCCCCAGAUCUUCCCUUAGAAGAGUUGCAAGUUCAAAUUCAAGAAAGCUUAAGAGCCUGAAAAUUGUACCUCACCUUAAGAAUCAGCAGACUGACAAUAAGGUUGAACUCGAGGAACGCGACAACAAUGACGUAGAGGAGAAGACUUUGUAUGUCAUCAAGAUGGAAAGUGAAGACAAAACAUUGCAAUCUGAUCAGAAUGCAAGCUAUGAUGAUGAAUCAUACCUCCCUCAGUUGUCAUCGCCUAAGUCUUCUGGAUCCUCAAGUUCUCAAUCCUUGUCCCAAGUAGACCAAGAGAAAUCUGAAUAUACAACUAGUGAAUUUGAGCAUGAUUCCUUUUCAGGAGACCAUGACAUUGAAUGUAUAGAAAAUAAGGAGAAAUUGGAAGAUGAGAAGAAAUACAAAAACAAAAAGAAUGGGGUUGUAUGUUCCAAAGGCAAUGACAACCAAAUGGUAAAAUUAAAUUUCAGAAGGGGAAAAGUGGUUGAAAAUGAAACUGAGAUAAGUAGUCCAAGGAGGCUUAAGUUUCGGAGAGCAAGAGCGCUGGGUGGGAGAGCCAACGUAAAGGGUGAUGCCCGGAAAAGCUAUGGAAAAAAUGAAGUCUGUGCUGACAGCAAUGGUGCUACAACUGGUCCAGAGAAGGUUGUUUUAAGACAUCAAGAUAUGCAGGACAAGAAAGAUGCUCAAGGAUUAUUUAAUAAUGUAAUCGAGGAAACAGCAAGUAAACUAGUCGAAACUCGGAAGAGCAAGGUUAAAGCAUUGGUUGGUGCCUUUGAAACUGUGAUCUCUCUUCAAGAGAAAAAACCUUCUGCAAACACACCAAGUUGA